This is a messenger RNA of Scheffersomyces amazonensis, 1234 nucleotides long. RefSeq names its product Chs7p (gene CHS7). Gene Ontology annotation, biological process: protein folding. The record is from RefSeq and is a predicted model, not a curated record. Gene Ontology annotation, cellular component: endoplasmic reticulum membrane. Lineage: Eukaryota; Fungi; Ascomycota; Pichiomycetes; Serinales; Debaryomycetaceae. Bases 193 to 1122 code for a protein of 309 amino acids. The transcript has a single exon.
GCCUCGAGAAGAGGAAUGAACUUGAGUAAGCAGAACAGGCUUCAUAAUUACUUAAGUUAGUGAUAUAGUAAAUUUGACAUUUAGUCAUAGAGGCAUAUAUAUAGUGAGUUGUUUGUUUAAUCGUUUAAUUAGUCAGUCGUUUAAGUUAGUCAGCCAGUCGUUUUAGUCAUUAAAUUACAAGUUAAGUUAGACAUGACAUUCGGAAGUUUUGACGAGAUAUGUUUAAAGACAUCCUUACCAUUAUGUUCAGUUCUUGGGUCAGUAAAUACUACUUCUACUUUCCAAGUAGGUAUUUUACCUGAAUGUUAUGCUAGAUCAGUUGAAUUAGCUAAUACUAUGAUCUUUCAAAUUGGUAAUGCAUUUGUUCAUUUUGGAGGUCUUGGAACUUUUCUUAUUAUUAUUUAUAAUAUUAGAGCAAAAUAUACUGCCAUUGGUAGAACAGAAAUGUUAUAUUUUUUAUAUUUAUUAAUAUGUCUAACUAUUUCAUCAUUAAUUGUUGAUUGUGGAGUUAGUCCUCCAAGUUCUUCAUCAUAUGCAUAUUUUGUAAGUUUACAAUUAGGAUUUACAUCAGCCGUUUGUGCAUGUCUAUUAUUUAAUGGACUUUUAUGUUUCCAAUUCUGGGAAGAUGGAACUAGAAAAUCUAUGUGGACUUUAAGAAUCGUUACAUUUCUUUGGUUUGCUAUUAAUUUCAUUGUCUCAAUCAUUACAUUUAAGAGUUGGGGUACUUCAUUAGAUAAUAGAGAUACUACUGCAUUAUUUAUUGUAUCAUAUAUUAUUAAUGCUAUUAUUUUAUUCUUUUAUGUGGUAUCUCAAAUAAUAUUGGUAAUAUUCGCUCUUGAUAAUUAUUGGCCAUUAGGUUCAAUCUUUCUCGGAGUAUUUUUCUUUGUAGCCGGUCAAAUUAUUACUUAUAUUUUUACUAUAGAUAUUUGUCGAGGUUUAUCUCAUUAUGUGGAUGGAUUAUUCUUUGGAUCAUUAUGUAAUAUCUUUAGUGUUAUGAUGAUUUAUAAAUUUUGGGAUUCCAUUACUACUGAUGAUUUGGAAUUCUCAGUGGCUAAUGUGGAACAAGGUGUUCAUGCUUUUGGAGGUGGUGAUGAUGAAAAGAGACAUAGUGGAUUCUUCUAGUAUUUAAUUAGAUGUCUAUAGUUGAUUAUAUAAUAUAUAAUAUAUCAUGGUUAUGGUUAUAGCUUUAUGUGUAGUGUAGUGUAGUGUAGUGUAGCACAUCACAUGGGUUGGG